Lecanosticta acicola is the source of this 5961-nucleotide messenger RNA. NCBI's taxonomy places the organism in Eukaryota, Fungi, Ascomycota, Dothideomycetes, Mycosphaerellales, Mycosphaerellaceae. The record is from the annotation of a GenBank genome assembly.
AUGCCCUGGAAGCCGUUGCCCUCUGUCGCAUUUGCGAUUUGCACCUAUCCAUUCCAGGCCUCCGAACCCCGCCAUCUCCCGCUGCAGGUGGGCGACCACAUCUAUAUCAUCGAACAGGGCGGCGACACAGAUGAUUGGUACCGCGGCUACCUCGUCGCUCCUCCAUCACUGCUCGCCGGCCUGACCAGCGAUCGCGGCCAGCAAUUGGAGCAUCGCGUCUUCUCCGGCAUCUUUCCCGCCAAUUGCCUCGAGGUGCGUGAGUACUUGGGCGAGGGUCAGCAUGAUCUGCUGGAGAAUGGCGCCGAGGAAGAUGAGGAGUAUGAGCAAGACCCAGAACCACCCACCAAGCGUCAGAGCAAGAGCCAGGCAUUUGCGCGAAGAGCCAGCAGGAGGACGUCGCGGAAGAGCAAGACGAAGAGCAUCGUCAAGAAGCCGCGCCCCACCGCGGUGCCGCACCGCGAGCCGGAUGCGCCCAAGCCGCUUGCCCCUGUCCCCUUGCUGCGGGUGGGCGACGAGACGGGACUGUCGGCUGCAGAGCCCCUCGUGGACGAGAUCGCAUCUUGUCUCCGCGAAUGGCACGAUGCCCGCCUUCACGAGAUGCUCCUCGCUCGUGGCUAUAGCCAAUUGGCGAGAGUCCAGGACCUCAUCAGGAAGGUCGACAACAGCCGGAACCAACUCAUGCACGAUGUCUUGACCAGGAGAGAGCUUGCAGAGCUACGAGAAGAUACCGUAUGGGAUCUGGUAGCAGGCAACAAGAUGAUGAGCGACGAGGUCAUCGUGCGCAGCCCCGUCGAGAAGGGCCGCUUGUUGACCGCAGACGACUCCGUCAUUGAGAUGACCAAGCUGCAGGCCAACAUGAGCAUACUCGACAGGCCACCCAAGCCCGUGUUGGAGAAGCAUACGCUGCAUCAUCUGUUCGUCGACGUGCGUACACUCGUGUGUGAUUCAGAUCAGCCUGCUACCCUCCACAUGUUCCUCUGCUCCAAGAACUACGCCGAGAAGCCCACGCCGUUGAGCGAGAAUUACGCCAUCAAUGUUCCGAUUCCAGCCACGCCAUCGCAAACGCCCGAGGAUCAGAGCAAGACGCUCUAUGUGAAUUUGAGCAACACAGAUGUAGGUAUUGGAGCCGACAUGAGGUCACUCUACGUCGUCUUCAAGCUACUGAGGGACGAGCCCGUCCGACGUACAGUGCAUGGACAGGGCAUGACGCAUUCGCAGAAGCCUUCCCUCCUUCACAACGCGACGGGACUCGAGAAGGGGGCUGGCGCAAAGGGCAGGAGGAGUGUGUUUGGCAGCCAGAGGAAGAAGGACACUCAUUCGAGGAAUACUUCCGAGGCAGUAUCCAGGCCGGAGACUGCCCACUCCCAGCGCUCAGACAUGGACGGACGCUCAAGCAGCACGGCUUCAGAUGCUCCAGUCACCAGUGAGCUCAAGACUGUCAGAAGAGUCGUUGGCAUGGGUGCUCUGGACAUCACAAGAGUAGCCCAGAGCAAGGCUGAAUUCGAGAGGACGAUAUCGUUAUGGACGCCUUCGUCUGCUGCCGACGACCGAAGUGACGAGAGUGAGGACUGGGCUGAGAUCAUUCGCGAGCUUCAGGUCAGCCAAUCCGGCGGGUUUGCGCGUGUGGGGUUGAUCAAGAGGCUCGACGUCUUUGUCAAGGCGUUCGCAACCGCAGAUCUUGAUGGACUCAUCCGCGAAAGACCCAUGCUCCUGCACGAUUGCUUAAUGACUCCCAAAUUGGGCUUUUUGGGCGUGCCCAGUGAGCAGCGGAGCGAUAUCUACCUGACGCUGAGCGAACCCAAGCUGCUGCGCAAUGCGACGCUGGCCCAUUCGAAGUUUGGUGCUGUUCCGCUUCAGCAGCGCUGUCAGACGAGCCUUGCCAAUCUGCAGCUGACCCUGGAAGUACGCAAAGGAAAUGGAGAGCGCAUUGAUGACUGCAUCUUCACUGCAGCCAAUCAUCAGGCCCAUACCGCGUGGCGCACAGUCGCCAUUGAACGUGGGGAAGCCUGGAAUCAGACCAUCCGGCUUGCAAUACCUGCCGAAGAAGUUCCUGGCAGCCACGUGGUAAUGAGUAUUGCUGAUUCUCCUAACUUUCCGUUUGCUUUGGCAUGGGUACCGCUCUGGGAAUUCGAGGCUUUCGUUCGAGACGGCGACAAGCAGGUCGUUCUGUACGUCUACGACGAAUACUCAUCGAGCAUCAUAGGAGGCAAAGGCGCGUAUCUUGCUCUGCCGCCGUGGCACGACAAGUCCGAUCCAGCCCAACAAAACGCGGCUCUCGUGUCCCUCGGGACCUUCCUCUGCAGCACGGAGUACUCGCAAGAUCCCACAUUGCUCGGUGUCUUGCACUGGCGAAAGUACCACGGAGAGCAGCUGAUUGAAUUGCUGGAGCGAUUUCCCUUUGUACCGGAACUGGAGAUUGUGAAGCUCUUGAAGGAGGUCUUUAGCGCUCUCUUCGAGAUCCUCCAUGAAUAUGAGUCACAGGAAGAAUAUGAGGAUGUAGUGUUCUACAACUUCGUCGUAGUGCUGAGCAUUGCACGCGACAAGCGAUUCGAGCUGGGCAGCAUCAUCGAGGACUACGCAAUAACGAGACAUGACUGGCCAAGCGCGAGCAGGUGUCUGGUGAGAGCAUAUCAACGACUUGUAUCCAGCCCACUGGAUCCGGAUGCGUCUCGCAAGCUUCGUGCAACGUUCAAAGUCAGCGAACAGAUGCUGAAGCUCAUCGUCGAGACUACGCGAGAAUUGAGUACCACAAACGGAGCCACGGAGGACGAUGAAGAGGAAGAGGCCGUGUUGGACCCACGUUCGGAGCUGAAGGCCGAAUUGCAUAAGCUGUUUGUGGCCGUCAUGGCCCUGCUGCGUAACCCGAUGCCCGUGUUGCUAGGCACGCAGACACUGCUCAUACAACAUUUCCAUUCCUGGCUGCCUGAGCUCGAGCCCAUGAUGACGCCACAGGAGAUUCUCGAAAUCGCGACAGAUCUAAUGGACUCCUGCGCGCACGCGAGGGGUAGGAUGAUUCUGUACAGAUUGAUCUUGGUCAUCAACUACAGCCAUCUAGACGUGUUCAGGACACCAGAGACCUGGUCAACGUUGGUGGAGAACACCUUUCGCUGGCUUGCGCCCUACUGGGGUAACGUUGGGGAGGCCACAGAGCAAUGGCGAGACCAAGUUCGUUUGUGCUGCUCUGUAGUUGCUGCUCAGAUGGAGCAUCUGGGCGAAGAGGGCGGCCAGUAUGUUCCAAAACUUACCGAAUCGUUCGCCGUGCUUCAGAGGGAGCCUCGCCAUCCCAAGCGCGUCUUCAGCAUGCUGUUUCCGACGACCUUUCCCUUUCCGACGCGACAAACUGCCCAGUCAAUCGAUGUGGAUGAAGCUAUGCUGGAGAUAUCAGCCCUUCUGGCCGCGGCGUUGGCAUCUGGAAGGAAGCUCUGCCUUGGUCCGAAUCAAGUUGAUGUUCCGGAGGUUAUACUGGAUUCCUUGAAAGUCGGCCAGAGCAUUCUCUGUUGCGAGGCGUUUCCGCGCAGCUGGCUUAGCUUGCUAGUCAGUCAUCAUAGGCACGGCAUGACCGCUCUCGAGCGAAUAUCAGAUUCCCUCAUUGAAUCCCUGCCGGACUUCUCUUCAGACGCGAGUGAGGCAUUUGAGUUCGACACAACCUUGUGGCGGGCCUUCUUCAACACCUUGUUUGCAGCCCUGGGAAGCCCAGCACUUGCAAUGGAGACAUUCCCGGAGCAGAAGCGCAGGGCGGUGUGGAAGAUUGCUGGCGAUGUACGAGAGCUCGGCGCGAAUCUGCUCAGGCGGAGCUGGGAAGCGAUUGGGUGGGAUACUGACGAGGAGACACAUCGACUUCACGGAUUCCAGAAAAUGGGCGGCUAUCAGGUGCAGUUCGUGCCCGACUUCAUCGCGCCCAUCGUCGAGCUGUGUCUCAGUGUGCACGCAAGCCUUCGGGCUGUUGCGAUUGAGGUUCUGCGCUCCAUGAUCAUUGGGGCUUGGCAGAUUGAUCAGGACCUUUCCAUCAUCCAGGGCGCCAUGGUUGACUGUCUGGACAAGUUAUGCAGGACCAAGACCAUCACGGAGAGCCUACUGCAAAAGACUUUCGUGCCGGAGAUGCUGGAACAGUUCCGUUCGUUGCAGCGGACCAUCGAGGACAGUCUGUACAUUGCAGUGCAAGACAUGUUCGGCAAGAUCGACGACUUGCUUGUCAUGCUCGCCAACGUCCACCAAGGCGGUGCCAUCAGCGAUGCCAGCCGGCUUGUCGAGACACUGAACCUGAUGCAAUUUCUCAAGGAUGUGCAGUCUGAGGAGGCGCACACCCGAUAUGUCCAUCAGCUGGCGGAAAUGCAAAAUUCGCAAGGAAACAUUACAGAGGCUGGCAUGGCCUUACAGAUGCAUGCAGACCGCCUCGACUGGGACCCGGUGACUAUUCUGCCAGCAAUGAGAGACACCCAGAUGCCAUCACAGACAGCGUUUGAGCGCAAGGAGCAGCUCUACUUUCGCAUCUGCCAGCAUUACGAGAAGGGCCGGUCGUGGAAACGAGCGCUGGUCGCCUAUCGUGAGCUCGCGGUUCAGUACGAGCUCAACGUUUUUGAUUUUUCUAAACUUGCCAGAGCACAGCGAGCCAUCGCGAGCAUCCAGGAGCGUAUUGCAAAGGGUGAUCGCACCAAUCCUCGCUACUUUAGAGUAGUGUACCGUGGUCUCGGCUUUCCGCCAACUCUGCGCGAUAAGCAAUUCAUCUUUGAAGGACAUCAAAGCGACAGAUUUGCCGUGUUCGAAGACCGUAUGCAACAGCUUCAUCCAUCCGCGAAGAUCUUGCGACGAGUCGGCGAGUUGCCGGAGGUCGAAGGCCAAUUCCUGCAGAUCUUCGCAGUCAGUCCUAACAAAGAUAUCGAGCACAUGGUCUACCAGCGCAUCAAAGUCUCUCAGGCCGUCCGAGAGUACAAUCUCACGUCGAAUCCUCGCAGAUUCGCGACGACGUCCAGGCAGCCUGCUCAAGAUGUGCCGAUUACCGAGCAGGUGGUUGAGAAGGUGGUCUAUACUACUGCGGAGGAGUUCCCUACCAUCCUUCGUCGCAGCGAGAUUGUCCACGUGGAGACAGUCACACUGCUACCUGUUGAAGCCGCUAUUGAGCGGACGACGAGGAAGACCCAGGGAUUGCUAGCUCUCGAAAAGCGUAUUGCCAGCGGCGAGGACGAGGGCGCGAUCACGAGAUUGACAGAGGACUUGAUGAGCUCUGUGGACCCUCAGUCGGAUAGCAGUGUCUCUCGCUACAGAAGCCUUUUGCCUGCUUCCGAGAUGGCCGACAACACUUCCGGCGAGUUCGAUCUUUCGGUGUAUGGCAAAGAACAGGCCCUCGACUCGACGCAGAAUGCCUUGAAAGUCGCAUUACUCGACCAUGCACUUGCUAUCCGGAGGUGUCUGGCGCUAUACAAGAAACCGGAUCUCUUACCCACCCGUGCCGAAUUGAUCCCUCGAUUCGAAGCAUCCUUCGCACAUGAAAUCGCUACUCUGUGGCCUCAAAAAACCAUCGUAGACGACAACAUCACCCCACGAUCUUCCAUUGAGCAGAUCACCCGUAUUCCCGCCGGACAACUCGCCGCCACCGCGGGCGCCGCCAAUCAGGAAGACUCUCAGAUGGAAGCAGACCGCAGUCGACCCCAACGGAGAAUGUCUCUCAAUUUUCUCCGUCGGAGGUCUUCCGUUUCGCGCUCUGGCCGUGAGGAAGGAGGCGGGGUCAAACCGGAAUCUCGUGGCGGGAGUCGGACGAGGGAUAGGAGUCUGAGUCGUCUGAGUUUCUUCCGGAAUCAUUCGGAUCAGCAGGAAGCGGGGAGGAAUAGUGUCGGUGGGGGGUUGAGGCGGAGGUUGAGUUUCCUGGGGAACGGGAACGGGAAUGGGAAUGUGGAGCAGCAGGAAGAUGGGACAGGGGGAGGGAGGUUGGUCGAUGGGGGUUUUGGGUAUAAGAGUGUGGUGUGA